This is a messenger RNA of Vanessa tameamea, 1392 nucleotides long. RefSeq names its product Taspase 1 (gene Tasp1). The coding region runs from base 90 to 1205 and encodes 371 amino acids. Gene Ontology annotation, molecular function: beta-aspartyl-peptidase activity; threonine-type endopeptidase activity; asparaginase activity. Gene Ontology annotation, biological process: protein maturation. Gene Ontology annotation, cellular component: cytoplasm. The record is from RefSeq and is a predicted model, not a curated record. The transcript is spliced from 5 exons. Lineage: Eukaryota; Metazoa; Arthropoda; Insecta; Lepidoptera; Nymphalidae.
AUUUAAUUCCUAAGAAACAUUUUAAAAGAAGAUUUUAUUUUCAAUGGCCUUAUAAUUCAAGAAAGCUCUAAUGCUACUAUAUCGUGACAAUGAAUGGAUUUAUUGCCGUUCACUGUGGAGCAGGUUACCACAGUGAUUCUUUAAGAAAAGACUACCAAAGAACUUGCUACCUUGCAUGUCGCAAAGCUGCCGAAGCACUCGUACAAGGUGGAACUGCUGUGGAUGCUGUAGAAAAAGCUAUUAUUGAAUUAGAGAAUAGCCCAUUAACAAAUGCUGGCUUUGGAUCAAAUCUAAGUUGGGAUGGAUUAGUCGAGUGUGAUGCUUCUAUCAUGAAUGGACAAACAUUACACUUUGGUGCAUGUGGUGCAGUGUCCAAUGUGUGGAACCCCAUCACAUUAGCUAAACAGCUUUGUAUUAAACAGUGUGAGAGUUUAUCUUUAGGACGUGUACCACCUUGUAUUCUUACUGGGCAAGGGGCUAAAACUUGGGCUGAAAGAAUGGGCUUGCAAAUAGUUGAAGAAAAUAACAUGAUUUCAAGUCGUGCUCUUCGUAAUUAUAAACAUUGCAAACGAAAAUUAAAAAGGUAUUCUGUUCAAAAUGAUUUAAAAUUCAGCCCAUUGGAUACAGUAGGAGCUAUAUGUGUUGAUGCCAACGGAGUUGUAGCUUCUGGAGCAAGUUCUGGUGGAGUUUCACUAAAACAUGAAGGAAGAGUGGGACAAGCUGCAUCUUUUGGAAGUGGUGUAUGGGCUGCAAUGAGUAGAGACGGAUUGACACCUUCCAUUGCAGCUUGCACUUCAGGUUGCGGCGAACAUUUAAUAAGAACUCAGCUUGCUAAAAAUUCAGCUGAAAGUUUGUUAGAAUCAUCUCCUGUAAUAGGUCUUGACAAAUGUUUGAAAGAAAAGUUUUUGGAAUCACCUUUCUUAUGGGAUAUACCGGAAAGGCUCGGUGGCACAUUGGCUCUCACUUUUAACCCUCAAGUUGGAGAAGGAGAAUUACUUUGGGGUCACACAACAAAAACAAUGUGUGUUGGAUAUAUGUCAACAGAUACGGCUAAACCAAAGUGUGUCAUAUCUUACUUACCACCAAAAGUGGAGUCUGGACGUAAGGCAGUUGUAUCUGGGGUACCAUUCAAAGUGAAUAUGCAACCUGCUCCAGUAUUACAAUGGGAGAUUAAGACUGAACCACACCUCAAUGGAUCUCUUUGACAUACAAUUAUAUUUAUUGCAUUAGCAACUAUAGCUUUUGACCAUACAUGUACAAAUGAAUGCUUUUUAAAUACAUUUUUUAAAUAUGUGAAUAUACAUUGUAAAGUAGUAAACUUAUAGUAAAUAAAAAUGUUGAAAUUUUGUAGCCAUUAAAGUUAAUUUAGAAAUUAAUAUCAAAUUACAUGAG